This is a messenger RNA of Hippocampus comes (tiger tail seahorse), 7061 nucleotides long. RefSeq lists its product as uncharacterized. Lineage: Eukaryota; Metazoa; Chordata; Actinopteri; Syngnathiformes; Syngnathidae. Bases 2005 to 7023 code for a protein of 1672 amino acids. The transcript is spliced from 27 exons. The record is from RefSeq and is a predicted model, not a curated record.
UGGCUCAAUAAGGGCACGAUAAAACAUUUUCUUGGUCAUCUUUAUGGUGCUAAAUCUUGGAAGUAAGUUUCGUUUUAUCCAAACAUCCAUUUUCUGAUCUCCUUAUCCUCACAAGGGUCGCGGGCGUGCUGGAGCCUAUCCCAGCUGUCAUCGGGCAGUAGCCUGGGGACACCAUGAACAAGUCGGCAGCCAAUCGUAAGGCACACAAAGACCAACAACCACUCUCACAAUUACACCUAGGGACAAUUUAGAGAGGUCCACUAACUUUCCAUGUAUGGUUUGGGCAUGUGGGAGGAAACCGUAGUACCCGGAGAAAACCCACGCAGGCACAGGGAGAACAUGCAAGCUCCACACAGCCGGAUUCGAACCCUGCACCUCCUCACUGUGAGGCCGGCGUGCCGCCCCAGUUUCGUUUUACACUGCAUGUAUAUAAAAAUACCCUCUUCAAAGCCCCCCCCCCCUUCCCCAGCCCCCAUUUUAUAAUGUAUAGAUUUCAAUUUGAUCAAUUUAACAGCAUCCCAUAUUUUUUCAUCAGUGUCCUUUGUUGCCUAUGCUCCUUGAAGGCACCAUUAAAAAGUUUAAAGUCCCUAUCAAGUGAAAAUAGAAUCUUCCUCUAAAUUGGAAACAGCAUAUAUAGAGGUUUGAAAUGAAAUUUGAAAGAAUGGAAAAGUGUGAAAAAUCAUGCCAUUCUCAGCAUUGUGGGCAUUUCCGCGAGUGCACUUAAACCACUCCCAGGUGAACUGUCAAAUACAUUUGAAUGGUAGUAUCUUUCUUAUUCUCACAUAUCCCUACAUGUAUCCGCUUAAAAUCUUUGGCGGAUGGAAUACAGCCCACCGAGUUGUAUCCCGUGUACAACCACACAAAAGAAGAAAAUACAUUUGCGUAUCAGUAUCUUUCAAACUCUAGAGAUGAGGAUUUACAAUUCAGUCCCAGGCUGUUCCACCUCACAACCAGAGAAAAAAGCGGCAGCGCAACUUCACAUUUUAUAAAAUCAAGAUUAGCAACAAAGGGAAUGCAGGUUUACGUCAGCCAGCUGUCCAACUUGGCCUUUAGACUCCUGUUGGCCUUGGCUCACAUCUCACCUUUAUCCUGCAAACUCGGUUAUGCCGACCUAUUUUACUGUGUGUGUACAUUUUAAAGUACAUUUUUGAAGACAAGUUGGCUCUCAGCGCUCCUGUUUUCCGAUGUCUAAUCAAACUGAUGUUCUUGUUUUUGUUUUUUUUAAAUCAAAAUAACCUUGGGCCAACUGUAAGUGUGUCUGUGUGGCUACAUCGACGCUGACAUAUGGGAUAAUGUGGACAAAAGGAAAUGCAGGCUUAGGUAUUUUGACAGGUGAACAUACUUUGUUGUUCUGGUGAGGGGAAAUCAAGGUAACGGUAAAUUAUGAAGUGGCAGCUCAGAAUCCAGCAGCCAGCACUGCACAUAAUUGCAAUUUCUGUUUUGUUUCACUAGGCUCCAGUCAGUUUCAUUUGCAGAUCACAUGAUGCAUGAGUCAGCAUGGACUCAGUCAGGGGUGGCCAGGAAAGAGAAACUAUCUCUUCUGUAUCUUUAGCAUGACUUCUUUUCUCCUUUUUCUGCUCUGUAUUCAUUUCCUCUGAACUCAUGAGAAAAAUAAGUGUAUUUUGUCAAUUUCAAACGGGAUAUCAUGUUCUCUGAUUGUUUUUGGAGAAAUCAGAUGGUCCCAUAGCCUCAUUGAUUAAACAUCCAGAUCAGUUAAAAAAAAAAAAAAUCAUGCCAAUAUAUCUGAGAAGAUACGUUGAAUAAUAUAUCAUAUAACACAGUUGCAUAUUACAGGAACAUGAGAGUGAGGCAAGUAGCAACUACAGUAGUACAUUUCAAUGAGCCAGCCUCUUACUUUCAGUUUCAUUUCUCUCUGGCUGCAGAGAUCGAAACACCACAGGAUGGGGGGGAGGCAUUUAUAAGCUAAACCAAUAGGCUUUCUGGCUCAGUUUCACUGGUUAAAGGAGAUCUGGACAUCCAGGAGAAAGAAAAGAACUAAUCAAGAUGGAGACCGUUCUCGAAGACAUUGUGGCCAUGGUGAAGCAGCAUCAAGGAGGGAUCCCCAUAAAAAAACUUAGUCUGUACUAUAGCAAGACAUACCGUCGGAGCCUAUCAAUAGCCAACCUGGGAUUUAAGUCCAAUGCUGCUCUCUUAGCCUGCCUGGAGAACGACUUGGUUGUAGAAGGAAAUGUGGUGUUUCACAAGCACUACAAGGACAAUAUUGGGACAGUUGACGCUGAAGCUGCAGGAACUAGUGCGAGUGCUAUAGCUGCGGCUGUGGUCUGUGAACCCACCAAACUAAAAAAGGAAAAAAAGAAGGUCACGAAGGUGAGAAAUCUAGUGACCAUGAUGACAGAACAUCCGAAAGGGAUUCUUAUGAAGCAUCUGGCAACAGAAUAUAGGCUAAAAUUCCACCAUAAGCUGAAAAUGAGCACUUUGGGCUUCAGUUCAAUUGCUGACCUGGUAGCAACCUUAGACAGGGAUCUGGUAGUGAUAGGGGACCUGGUGAUCCACAAGCGCUUCCCACCUCAAGGUCCACCUGGAGAUGGAAUAUCGGAAACAGAGACACCUUCAAGUUCAGAUUCAGCUUCAUCAAGUCAGCCCAUUCCUGAUAAACAUCUUCCAGCUGGACCCGAGCUCACUGAUGAAUUGGACCAACAACAACUGCACAAGAGAAUUUUAGAGGUAGCUGGAAAAUACCAACUAACUGAACCAUCCAUGGAUCUAUUGGAAGUUUGCUAUUUUCAUCACUAUGGCGAAAAGCUUCCUUUUCAACUGUACUUAUCCAUGUAUGACACUUUGGAAUCAUCUUCCUCCAAUAACCUCCCAAUUCCAUCUGGUACUGGAACUGCUGCUUUACAGCAAGACGCUGCAGCCAGUACGAGUAAAAAGAGUGAUGCAGCUCGGAGAGAAUGCAGUUCGAGUGUGUUUCGGGAAGCUUACAAUGCCCAGGUGAGAGAGGUCCAUCGAGAUAAUGUGCGGGCCAUGGAAGCGGUGGUGGACGAUGAAGUCCAAUGGAAGAAGAAAAGAGAUCUGGAUCCAGACGCGGUCAGCAGUCUGAUGGAGGAUGUGAUACGAGAUCUCGCAGGAGAGGGAGAGCUGGUCACCAAAGAAAAGGUGAUCUCAAGGACGUGUAUUUUAAUGCAACUGACUUCGAAGGAAUUAGAAAGACUCAAUCUUCGUAGUAUUCAGGCCCUGAACGACCUUCACUACUUGGUGAAAGAGAUAACAAUGUACAUACAGUCCACUGAAGCAGUGACGUCCGUCUGCACGCUCUAUGAGCUGGGACAGAAUUUGGCCGGUCUAAAAAAUAAGAAACGCUUUGAAGAGCUAAACCUGGGACCUCUUUGCAAACUCCCCGUCAUCCACCGCAUGUUCAAGAUUGACAGCAACACCAAGGAUGAUGAUAUUGUCCAGAUUGAGACAGUAGACAUCUUAAAGCAACUUCGCAAUUACAGGAGAAAGGCAAAAGAGCCCAAAGUGGACCUGGCUGAGUUUAUGAAGUAUCUAGCUGACCAUUAUAACUGUGAGUCUCCUUACGAGCUGGGUAUCAGGAUACACAGUCUCGGGCUGCCCAUCGCGACAUUAAACAAAGUGAGUCGUCUUGAGCACAGCGAAAUGAACGAGAUGAAAGAAGCUAUUCGGAAAGAGCUGGAAGAGGAGACCCGGGAGCAUCUGAUAAAACUCAAGAAGAGUGUCCUUGAGCCAGUAAAAGCCACAAGCUCUGUCUUUGCUGGGAACUUGGAACUCAGAAGAAAAUAUGCCUCCUUGACAGCAGCAGAAGUGGUGCUGGCAGUCUUCACAAAUGCAGAAAAGGUGUUGAGUUCUGGAUUGCAUAAGCAUGUACGGAAAUUCCUAACAGAAGUGUCCGGCAACAAGCUAGCAACAGCGCUUUUUCAGUUGGCAAUCUGUGGGGGCUCACUAGCUGUCCCACAGGACCAGGUGGCCAAUGAGAAAACUCCCCAAACCUCUGAAAAAAAUGAUCCAAUGGAAGACAGACCUGCCACAUCAAUUCCCAGUGAAGCCAAAGUGAAGCAGUACCUAAAAGAUAGCCUGUCCUCGAUAAACUCAGCCAUCCAUUUGGCUGAUAUUGCCAUCAUAGAGGGGAAGUUGACCAAGCACUUCCAGGUCAAAGACUUUCAUUCCUUGGGUCAAGGCAGCUUCUUGGGAUUCUUGGCGAAACAUAUUCAGCUACUGCAGGACGUGCUUGGUCCAACUUUGAUUCUGAGAAGUGGCGGCAUGGAAUCUGCAAGAAGUUUUUCCAGACCCACCAAACAAGACAUAUUUGAGUUCAUCAAGCAGUGUGGGCAAACUACUUCUGGUGGUCAAGAUGAACUGUCCCACAUUGAGUUGGCACUGCGGUCCCAUUAUGGAGUGCAGGAUAGUCGCAACUUGGGCUACGGCUCGCUACAGGCACUGGCCAGACUAGUCCAAUGCCAGAAAGACCUCGGUGGAGGAGGACCGAGUCUGGUCUUUUAUGAGUCUACAUUGUUUGCUCGGCAUCCCAUUUUAAGUGCCGAAAGUGAGUGCGAAGCAGUGGGGCGGCUUGGGGAGGUUUCAAAGCUCCAGGCAUUGGCUAGUUUGCAUUCUUGUCCUCUGUUAGAGGAUUUAAAUGAAUGGAGUCAAUGGGAGCUUAUAUUCAAACAAAUCCCCAAACCUCUGAAAAAAAUGAUCCAAUGGAAGACAGACCUGCCACAUCAAUUCCCAGUGAAGCUGUCCCACAUUGAGUUGGCACUGCGGUCCCAUUAUGGAGUGCAGGAUAGUCGCAACUUGGGCUACGGCUCGCUACAGGCACUGGCCAGACUAGUCCAAUGCCAGAAAGACCUCGGUGGAGGAGGACCGAGUCUGGUCUUUUAUGAGUCUACAUUGUUUGCUCGGCAUCCCAUUUUAAGUGCCGAAAACUGCUGUUGUAAACUAAAGGCCCUCUGUGCUAUAAAUGAUUUUGAAGUGGAAACAUAUUCUUCUCUUUUCAACGUUCCUCAGCUGUCCCACAUUGAGUUGGCACUGCGGUCCCAUUAUGGAGUGCAGGAUAGUCGCAACUUGGGCUACGGCUCGCUACAGGCACUGGCCAGACUAGUCCAAUGCCAGAAAGACCUCGGUGGAGGAGGACCGAGUCUGGUCUUUUAUGAGUCUACAUUGUUUGCUCGGCAUCCCAUUUUAAGUGCCGAAAGUGAGUGUGAAGCAGUGGGGCGGCUUGGGGAGGUUUCAAAGCUCCAGGCAUUGGCUAGUUUGCAUUCUUGUCCUCUGUUAGAGGAUUUAAGUGAAUGGAGUCAAUGGGAGCUUAUAUUCAAACCUUUCCAUGGCUCCCUCAAAGAUUUUAUUGAAAGACAUGCAGCAAAUACAGGCUUGGCAGCGUUGGAGGUGGCGCCAAGUUUGUUGCUCAGAAUCACUUCCGACACAGGAGACACGUAUUUCUCCAACGCCGCCUUGACCCUUGACCCCGUGGGGACAGCUGGUCACCUCGUGUCCAUUGUUGUAGCCGAUGGGAUCACAAAUGCUCCCACGGCCCUCCUGGCGAAUCAUAUGCAGAGUUCCCUGGCGGCGGCUGUGGCUGAAGAAGAUCUGUCUCGAGCUGAAGAGGACAUGUCAUGUUACACUACAGUGGCAAAUUUCCUUUUGGAGUGUUUGGUUCGAAUUCCGAAUAGAAUCUGUCAGGCUCUUUUGCAGCAGGUGUUUUUAGAGCCUUUGUCCAGAGUCUUGGGUCAAACAAAGUCAAAACUGGUCCUAAUCACUGUGGCCCAGUCAAACCCGAGGCACAUAAACUGUUUGCAUCGACUUGGAAUCCUUAUGGGCAUCACAGAGUGGUUGAAGGACUACCAAAAAAAGCUGACAACAUCGCAGAUCCCAAAUGGCGCCUCAUACUCAGGACCUUUACAUCAGCCGAAAGUCCAAACACAGUCUAAUGUGGUGGAUUCUGAGAGCAGCAGUCUGUCAGGCGAGAACAUGAGUGACGAUGAGGGUGUAGCAGACAACAACGCAACAGACAGCGGUUUAUCCUCCAGUCCUCUCAACCACGGCCUUCAACAAGGAGAAGAUCUAGCGGAGGAAGAAUCGGCCGAAGAAGAACUGUUUGUUGAGAUGUCGGACAACUGCAGCGAAGCCCAAGCCGUGUGCAGCAAUCCGUCAGAACUUCUGGAUUUGAAUGAGGACGAGCUGGCCACUUCUCAACCUGAGCCCACUUUAGAUGUUCACAGAGCAAUAAUUGAGGAAAUAAGAAAAAAAGAGUUUGGUAUUGGUGUGGAACUGACAUCUGAAGGUCAAAACCUGAUCCAGGCCCACCAGUACCGGCUUGGCAGAAGUUUGGAUCGCCUCUCGACCGAGCUCUACAGCAAAGACACACAUUUUGUUUUGGAACUCAUUCAGAAUGCAGAUGACAACAAUUACCCAUCAGGUUCUGAUGUUGUUCCAGCACUGGCUUUUGUGGUUGAGAGGGACUGCAUCACCAUUCUCAACAAUGAGACUGGCUUCCAGGAGGCAAACAUAAAGGCUAUAUGUGAUGUGGGUCAAAGUACCAAGGGCAAACACAAAUAUGGAUAUAUCGGACAAAAGGGCAUUGGCUUUAAGUCAGUAUUCAAGGUCACAGACCGUCCAGAGAUUCACUCCAAUGGCUUCCAUUUGUUUUUCGACAAGACCUGCGGCCCCAUGGGAUAUAUACUCCCCCACUGGAUGGAUGAUGAUAGGCCCUUGGACCCACAGUUAAAUGACUCCUUACUUCACAGCAGCUGGACAACUAAGAUCUGCCUUCCUCUGCGCUCCGAGAGCCAUCAGACCCGAAACCUGUUCCAUGACGUGCACCCUUCCCUGCUGCUGUUUCUGCACCGGCUACGUUCGAUCACCAUCUACAAUCAGGCUGAGAACCGCCUUGUAACGAUGACGCGUAAAGACCUGAGUCAUAAUGUGCUUGAGGUAGAGCACACAGAUGGUACUGAACGCUGGCUAGUCGUCAAAUCUACACUGCGGCCCAAGAUGGUGAUUCUCACACAUCCAUCUGUUAUGCAGUGCACAGACACACUCAGACGUUGAAUGAAAUAGCGGCAUCAUUUCUGAAGUGAUUCCUCGUG